Molecule: messenger RNA, 588 nt
Organism: Suillus subaureus
Lineage: Eukaryota; Fungi; Basidiomycota; Agaricomycetes; Boletales; Suillaceae
Exons: 2
Source: RefSeq, a predicted model, not a curated record
UAUCUAGAUGAACUGAUUCAAUUAGAAGGGCGUGGGAGGGCUAACCACUCAUGCUAUGCUUGUGGAAACUUAAAUGCACCAUAUCACUGUGAAGAUUGUUUUUUGGUGGAUUUAUUUUGUCAUUUGUGCAUCAUCAAACUCCCUCAGACUGUACCACUUCAUCAAGUCAAGCAAUGGCAGGAUGGAUAUUUUCACUCUACAACUUUAAAACACCUUGGCUUGCACAUCCAAUUAGGAGAUCACACCAACCAGCCCUGCUGCAAUCCCAAACCUGCCCAAGAAGAUGAUUUUGUUGUAAUCAAUGUACAUGGAAUACAUGAGGUUGUGCUUGACUUCUGUGACUGCACAAAUGCACCAUCCCACUACAGACAACUUCUAUGUUGUUGCUUGUUUCCAGCAACUUCAACAGAUCUGAAUACUGCAGCAACAUUUGCAGUCCUCAAACAUUUUUACCUCCUUUCCUUUGAGUCCAAAGUCUCUGCUUAUGAAUUUAACCAUUGCCUUGUGCAUCAAAGUGACAACACAGGCAUUCAGCCAAUCAAGGUGAGACUCAUUUCUUACUUCAGUGAGCAUGGAACCUGUUACUGA